This is a messenger RNA of Talpa occidentalis (Iberian mole), 2161 nucleotides long. RefSeq names its product uracil DNA glycosylase (gene UNG). The transcript is spliced from 7 exons. NCBI's taxonomy places the organism in Eukaryota, Metazoa, Chordata, Mammalia, Eulipotyphla, Talpidae. Gene Ontology annotation, cellular component: nucleus; mitochondrion. Gene Ontology annotation, molecular function: uracil DNA N-glycosylase activity. The record is from RefSeq and is a predicted model, not a curated record. Gene Ontology annotation, biological process: base-excision repair; base-excision repair, AP site formation via deaminated base removal. The coding region runs from base 69 to 1001 and encodes 310 amino acids.
CAAUACCUGACUGGGCAGCGGCUGCCAGCCUUGCGGGUCCCGGGCGGCGCUCCCUCCUCGGCACCGGGAUGAUCGGCCAGAAGACGCUGUACUCCUUCUUCUCCCCGGGGCCCGUCAGGAAGCGGUGCUCCCGCAGCCCCGAGCCGGGGGCCGGCGUGGCGGCGGUAACUGAGGAGAGCGGGGAUGCGGCGGCCAGCCCGGCCAAGAGGCCCCGGGCCGCGCAGGAGGACCCCGGCACGCCGCCCUCGUCGCCGCUCAGCCCCGAGCAGCUGGUGCGCAUCCAGAGGAACAAGGCCGCCGCCCUGCUGAGGCUCGCCGCGCGCAACGUGCCCGUGGGGCUGGGCGAGAGCUGGAAGAAGCAGCUCAGCGGGGAGUUCGGGAAGCCGUACUUCAUCAAGCUCAUGGGAUUUGUUGCAGAAGAAAGAAAGCACCACACUGUGUAUCCACCCCCCCACCAAGUCUUCACCUGGACUCAGAUGUGUGACAUAAGAGAUGUAAAAGUUGUCAUCCUGGGACAGGAUCCCUAUCAUGGACCCAGUCAAGCUCAUGGGCUUUGCUUUAGUGUUCAAAGACCUGUUCCACCUCCACCCAGUCUGGAAAACAUUUAUAAAGAGCUGUCUACAGACAUAGAUGGUUUCGUUCAUCCUGGUCACGGAGAUUUAUCUGGGUGGGCCAAGCAAGGUGUUCUCCUGCUCAACGCUGUCCUCACUGUCCGGGCACAUCAAGCCAACUCUCAUAAGGAGAGAGGCUGGGAGCAGUUUACUGAUGCAGUUGUGUCCUGGCUGAAUCAGAACUCCAGUGGCCUCGUCUUUUUGCUCUGGGGCUCAUAUGCUCAGAAGAAGGGCAGUGCCAUCGAUAGGAAGCGGCACCACGUGCUGCAGACAGCUCACCCCUCCCCGUUGUCUGUGUACAGGGGGUUCUUUGGGUGUAGACAUUUCUCUAAGACCAAUGAGCUGCUGCGGAAGUCUGGCAAGGAACCCAUCAACUGGAAGGAUCUGUGACCCUGCACCAAGUCGGGGCCUCCACUGGUGUUGAAGUAUUUGCCAGUUAAGAUGUUGAGUUGAAAAAAAUGAUUUCCCUGGUAAUUCUUAAGCACUCUUGUAUAAAAGGGAAAGCUUCAGUUCCGCAGCCGUGAGCCAGGCUGCCCAGCAGCAGCGGCUUCAUCCAGCCAAAAAAAACAAAGAUGGCAGCACGCGCCUGUGUCUGUGCAGCAUGGCUUUGGCCUACACAAGCCAUCAGUUGAGCUCCUCAGAAAGGAGAUGAGGUCAGAUACUCUUUCUCCCCUCUGUUAGCCUGCAUAAUAGCAAAAGUGGGAUGAGGGGAGCCCCUUUUGGUGCCUGUUGCUACUCAUUUUUACCUAUUAGAUCAGACUUAGAUUAUAAGGGGCUAAGUUUUUUUAUUUGGAAAGGCCUCCCUUGGCCCCAGGAUGGUCUUUGAAGCCAGCCAAGUCCACAGCUUCCCUUGGUCUUCCACACAGCCACAGGCCUCCAGAAGGAAGCAUCAUGGGGACUUUUUUUUUUUUUUUUUGAAAGCUUCAAAAAAUCUAGCCCUGAAAUUGGGGGAUCAGCCACCUGGUUGUAGUCGAGAAGAACAUUCCCAAGGAAUGAUCCUAAAGGAUGAGCAGGCGGAGGUGAGCUGGCUUAUGUUUACGCUUUACUGUGGGUGUUUCUAGGAAUAAUUUGUGAAAGUUUAACAGGAAUGAGAAAGGGUUUUAUUGUUUUUUUUAAAGAGGAAAUGUUUUCUCUUAGGUUUAUCCUGACUUGGGGUUUUUAAGGCAGCGUUGAUUGCGAAAUGUUUUAUAAACUGAAAUUGCUUUUGGAACACUGGAGAAUUUUUUCCUUUAAUUAGAUGUAUAUAUUUGUUUAGUCCCUUGUUUAAGAGACAAUCUUUAUUCUGUACCUCUCCUAGAUCCUGGUAGUAAUAGUUUUUGCUCUUAGCUGAGUGAGAGUUAAACCUGCCUGUUUGGUAAUAAAGAUUGUUGGUGUUUCACUUUGUGCCAAGUGCUCUUCCUGGGCUUCCUCUCUGGGCCCUGGCGUCUGCAGAAGUGUUUGGGCUGCCCUGGACGCCCCCCAUGGGACAGGGGUUGCCUGGUAACCAUUGUAUGGGAAAGAACCAGCCCCAGGUCUUCCUUGCCUUUCCCUUUGAUGGAACCACCCACCCC